Messenger RNA from Mucor mucedo, 2368 nucleotides. RefSeq lists its product as uncharacterized. The transcript has 6 exons. NCBI's taxonomy places the organism in Eukaryota, Fungi, Mucoromycota, Mucoromycetes, Mucorales, Mucoraceae. The record is from RefSeq and is a predicted model, not a curated record. The coding region runs from base 105 to 2312 and encodes 735 amino acids.
AUGAAGUAGAUAAAUUUCUUGUAGGCAGGAGCAAUACGUUACCCAAGACAGUGGACAUUCUUUACACACGUCGAAUUCCGGAAACAUUUUUAUCUGCAGGGCUAAUGUCAUCAUUUAAUUGUUGGUCGAAAAAGUAUUUCAGGGAACUAAAAGAAUCUUACAUAUCCGCGGAACUAGGUUAUGAUUCCCCCAUAUUCGAACCCUUUCACUGUGCUUUACGAAAAUAUACAACUCUAGGUCUUUUAGAUAACCGAAUGGAAGAAUUUAACGUGCGCAGAAACCCAAUUAUACUACCCAACGAAACAACAAUGGAAGAACCUAAAAGUUGCUUAAAGCCUAUUAUCUUCAUCAAUAUCGAUAUAUCGCAUACACAAGUCCAGACUGUUUUUACAUACCUAGAUAAAGGUAGACAAGUUGGACAGAAGCAAAAUUUUGAUUGUAAUAUGCGACCUUUGAAUAGUUUCAUCGAGCAAUCAGAAAUAUAUCAAAGGCCAGUACUACACAUAUCAAAUAGACUGAAGUUGGGUUUAGAAAAGAUUUUUGGUGACUAUCUUCAAAUAUACUUAAGUUACAAAAGAAAUGUGAAAAAAAGAUUGCCAGUGAGCCCAGAAUCCGGACUACUUGGCCAGGCUUUCCGAGACAUGUGGAAGAGAAGAACUUCAAAUAAUGAUGAAGGGAUAAAAACAAGCAAAACCCCGCUAAAGGAAUUCAGAAAAUUAUUUGCCUCCUUAGAUCCAAACUUAUUUAAAGAGCUUAUGGCAAACAUUGAUUUGGACGAUCUUUUUGCGUCGAAGGAUAAAUUUGGGGAUGCGGAUAGCGAGUCAUUUACUACAUGCCAUCCAGGUUACAUGUAUUUUUUUGUGAUCACAUAUCUGCACUGUCUCAACAAGCAGAUAGAGGAAAAAUUAGAAAAUACUGUAAGAUUGAGUUGGAGAGCCAACAAAAUUUGGUAUGGUGUCUCUAUUGAUAAAAAAUUAUUGGAUACUGUAUUCGGGUCAAUAAAGAAAUUGGAAAAAUCAUUCUUUGCAAGUGGAAUACUCGGGAAGGACGACGAACUUCGAAAAGCCAAAUUCUGCACCCGUGGUGAAGAAAUUCUACCAGCUAUCCAACACAAAUAUGAACAUUUGGACUUUAGGUUGAAAACACACUUUGUUGUUGCACAGAUAUCUUCAAAGCAUAUUCAACUCAGUUUGCAUCAAGUGGUCAAACUGGCAUCACCCGGAGAAGAUCCAGCGUCCAUCAUUAUUCAGGAUGAAAUGAUACAUAUCAAUGAUGUACAUGAUACACUUUGUAAGAGUAUUAUGAAGAGCCUACAAAUCAAUUGUCAAGUUGGCUAUUGUACCACGCACAAGAGUCAAGUAGAUACACAAUAUGAUUUCCAGUCAUUAGAGAUAUAUAACAAUAUUUAUCAAAAUUUAAAACCAUGCGUUGUUGAACUUUUCGAAAAUAUCAAGUCAAAUUUGGACAUGGAUUCCAAAAUUCAGCUGGAUAUCAACACGAAAUGUGGUUGCAAUAUAAGCAUAUUUCUUCGUGAUAUUAUUGAAAUAGGCCUUAUGUCAGUAAUAGAAGGUGUAACAACAGAUAUAUUGGCUUCUUUGGACAACACAGAAUUAUUUGGAAACUAUGUACCGAAUUAUAUUUUUGUGUUCGGAAAUCCGUUCAAUCUGGCGCAGGGUUCAAAGAUCCACAUAGCAUAUACCAUGCUUAUGCAAAAAGCGAUUGAUGACGGUGUAUAUAUUAAAGAAACAGAUACAAAGACAUUUGUAGUAGGAGAAUUUAUUUUCCAAUUACUGGGGAUGUUUUUAUCUGGAAAAAAGCCUUACAUGUUUGAUAGGUUUGUCACUGGAACUUUGUGCCGAGUAUCAAGCAAUACAUACGGGAUGCGGAUUUCAUCUUUAAACGGCUUUAUCCCUUUAACACUACUAAAUGGUGAUGGUGAUAUCAAAAAUACUAUUGCAGAUGACGGUAGUUAUAUGGUAUUUAUUCAGAAAGGGAAGCCAGUUCCAACAAAAGGGCUUAUAAUUCAAAUCAUUGAAGAAGAUAAAAUUCUUCAAUUAGAAAGUUCAACCAGUACUGUUCCGGACAAGUAUACUCUAUUGCACGGCGACACUCCUGGUGUAACUUAUGAAUUAUUCUCCUUUUAUUUGACGGGUAGUUAUAUUAGAACAUAUGUGGUAGAUUAUGAGCAGAUUAGCUAUAAUAUAUCUAUCAAAAUAUCAAGAGGAUGUAUGGGCGAUAUUACUGACUAUAUUUAUUACUCUUAUUACAAAACCGAAAAUAUCAUGGAGCCAUUGACACUCGCUUAUAUUUAACAUAUCACUGCCUUCAAUAAAAUCAACCUAUUUUUAAACCACCGUUUUAAACCUGC